Messenger RNA from Camelus dromedarius (Arabian camel), 2285 nucleotides. It is a transcript of the gene C8G, whose product is annotated as complement C8 gamma chain. The transcript is spliced from 11 exons. The record is from RefSeq and is a predicted model, not a curated record. Gene Ontology annotation, cellular component: blood microparticle; membrane attack complex; extracellular exosome. Gene Ontology annotation, biological process: complement activation. The coding region runs from base 280 to 1467 and encodes 395 amino acids. Gene Ontology annotation, molecular function: complement binding. NCBI's taxonomy places the organism in Eukaryota, Metazoa, Chordata, Mammalia, Artiodactyla, Camelidae.
GCUUCUUAGUGCGCCUGUGCGUGCUCGGUCUCACCCGGAACAGCGCCCCUGGCGGCCGGGAGAGGCGGCGGCCGGCGCCCGGGCCCGUGGGCGGGGCUUACGGGCGAGGCUCAUGAGCUCGGUUAGGGUUAGACGCGGCUCAAGACCCGGCUCGGGCAGUUCCCAGUGUUGCGCUCUGAGCAAAUGGCUUGAAGAACUCGGGUUCUUCGCUAUGAGGAUAAGACCAGUUCCUACCUCAAGGGGCUGUUUGCAGUUGAGGGGAAAUAACCGUGCAAAGGGAUGAGCUCCAGCCACAGUGGAAGUCAGGUGGGACUUGUGGAAGCAGAGCCAGAGGACAGCUCGGACUUUGUACACAGGACGUGGCGUCAGGGCCCUGCCGGGAGGUGCUGGGUCAAGGCCUCCCCCAAUCCUGUCACUGUUGCUGCCGUCGCCAUGCUGGCUGCCAGGACUGCAACCCUCUUGACUCUGCUCCUGGCCACCAGCUCCCUGGGCCAGAGGGCUCAGAGACCCCCUAGGCCCCCCUCCUCCAUCAGCACCAUUCAGCCCAAGGCCAACUUCAAUGCUCAGCAGUUUGCAGGGACGUGGCUCCUUGUGGCCGUGGCCUCCUCGUGUCGUUUUCUGCAGGAGCAGGGCCACCGGGCUGAGGCCACCACACUGCACGUGGCUCCUCAGGGUGCAGCCAUGGCCGUCAGCACCUUCCGAAAGCUGGAUGGGAUUUGCUGGCAGGUGCGUCAGCUCUACGGAGACACGGGGCUCCCAGGUCGCUUUCUGCUCCAAGCCCGAGGGGCCCGAGGGGCGGUGGACGUGGUCGUCGGGGAGACGGACUACGGGUCCUUCGCCAUCCUGUACCUGGAGCGGGCACGGCAGCUGUCGGUGAAGCUGUAUGCCCGCUCGCUCCCCGUAAGGGAUUCAGUCCUGAGCGUGUUUGAGCAGCGGGUCCAGGGGGCCAACCUGACCGAGGACCACAUCCUGUUCUUCCCCAAGUACGGUUUCUGUGAGGCUGCUGACCAGUUCCACACCCUGGAUGGCAGCACCCACAGGACUGUGGACAGGUCCCUGCUGAGCCCUUUCACAGCAACGUUCGAGCUGCGUGAAGACAGCCGCCUUGAAGUGUCGUACGCCAUGAUCCGGGGCCGUCGCUGUGUGACCUGGUCUUAUGUACUGAUUUCGGGGACCCAGCCUGGGAAGUUCUCGGUGGACAACAGCGGAGUGCCCGGGGGAGACCCAGAGGAGGUCCAGGUGUACGACACCGACUACACCACGUUUGCCCUAGUGCUCUCCAGGAGACAGUCCGGUGACCAGGGGAUCCUCAGGAUCUACCUGCUGUGCAGGAUGUGGGCCAUACAGACUGAGGUGCUAGACAAAUUCGUCUGCCUGGUCAGAGCGCAGGGCCUCUCGGAUAACAACAUUGUCUUCCCGGACUUGACAGGUAGCCGGCUCCCGGGGUGCGCUGGGGGCCUGGACUGAAAGUGGGCGUCUGCCCUUGGGCCCCCGAAGCCCUGCGGUGGCCCUGUGGUGGGGGGGGGCCACAACCUGCACUCGAGGUCACAUGUGGGGUCCCAGCACCCCCAAGUGUUCAGCCUGAGCCCGAACUAGGCUACAUGACUCCUUGGUCUUCCCCCCACCACCCAGGCCCCAACCUAGGCCACCCCCUCCUCACUCCAGGAGCAUUUCCCACUGUGUUUCUUGCCUCUGGCCCUUUGCACGUGCACAAGAACAGGCACAUCCACUGACAGGCAUGUGCACAAAACACGUACAGAUGCACACACAGAGACGUGCAGAGCCUACACACGAGCAUAUGCCACGCACACACGCGUGUGCACAGGGAGAGAGGCACUCCGGCGCACACAGGCUCCCAAGCAUGCACACUGCACACCCAUGGUGCCCAGGUCUGCAGUGAGUCUGGGGACCCGAGGUGGUGGUGGGGCGCUUCCUGAGGAGCCCAGGCUGGGGGCAGGACAGCGCCCUGGGGUGCAUGUCCCUCAGCCCCACCCUUCCCCUUCCCCUGACGGGACUGCAGGCUCCCUUCCUCCCUCCCUCCUGCCCCUCCUCCUCUUCGUGUGUGUGUGUGUGUGUGUGUGUGUGUGUGUGUGUGUGUGUGUGUCUCAGCCUCCCUUCUGGCUCCGCCCCCUCUCUCCCUCCAACCCCACCCCUCCGUCCUGAGGCUCUGUCUCUCCCCGCAGACUGGUCACUCCACCCAGAUGCCUGUUGAAGGAUGAGGUGCUUCCUCCCCCAGCCAGGUGCUGCCUCACUGUCCCGUGUGAAAUAAACACGCCGGGUUGGGA